AUGGCUGUCACAGAAUUCUUCGCACUCAUUGUGCAAAGCCUCCUCCAGUACCCGCAGAUGCGCAUCCAGUGGCCAGUGCAAAAGCUGGCCUACAGGAACCUGGUGGAGGAGCUGGUGCGUGACCUCCUCCGUGUCUUCCAAGUGCUCUUGUCAAAUACGUUCUUCCCGGUGCUGCAACCAGCCAUUGGGGUGGGCAGUGCCUUUGAAGGUUGGAGUCCCCAUGAGGAUGAUGCUGUCUACUGCCUGCUUGUGCCCCUUCGGCCCCCCCCUGGGCACGCCUUCCACCUGAAGCUGAGCACUGCAGGGGAGCUACCAGCAAAGAACUCAUUCCUCCGCGUGGAGCUGGUUUGUACCUGCAUGAGGGAGCGACUGGUGGGGGACAUGCUGUGCUUCCUCCACCACAACGAGGAGGAGCUGAGAAAAAAACAGGGUCCCAGCCUCCUACGCACCCUCUGCACCGGGUCCUACCUAGAUAUAGAGAAAACUGCCUGCUGGUUCCAAGAGCUGCUGACAACAACCUGGGAAGUUUUGCCUCUGUCAUCUAAAUGCAGGCUAACGGUGCUGCCCCGCAGCCGCUCCUGCCAGCUCCAAAUCACAAAUGCCUUCAAGAGAUCCCUCCUGAUUGAGAUGAUUUUUGGGGUGCAGCAAGGCAAGUCGGACAUCUUCCUGAGCAUCGAGUAGGCAGAGGCAGUUGUUACCAGCAGCACGGCAGGGCCAGAGAGCUACGCUGUGGCAGAGGUGAAGUUCUUCAGGCAUAUCGCCAGGCAGGCCCCGCAUGACAGCUGCCACCUCAAACGCCUGCAGAUCUGCGCCCGCAUCCUGGUGGGCACAGGCUUUUCCACCUAUACUUUGAAGACAGUUGUGAUGCACCUCCUGACCUCCAUACCCCUGUCAGGCUGGCGCAGGAGGGAUUUCCUGCCGCGGCUGCAGGAUAUCAUGCGGUACCUGCGCUGCUGCCUGGAGCAGAAAAACCUUGAUCACUUCUUCUUUGGCAAUGAGACCAUGCCCGAGGAGAUCACCUCCCCAGCCUUCCAAACGGCUGAGCCACUCAACCUCUUCCAGCACCUGGCACAGGAUCCUGCUGCCCACGCUGAGGCACUGCGUGAGUUCGACGAGCUGCAAGAUCCGCUCACGAGGCUGCUGUUCUAUGGACAAUGA
Molecule: messenger RNA, 1158 nt
Organism: Gavia stellata (red-throated loon)
Lineage: Eukaryota; Metazoa; Chordata; Aves; Gaviiformes; Gaviidae
Product: inositol 1,4,5-trisphosphate receptor-interacting protein-like 1
Cellular component (GO): membrane
Source: RefSeq, a predicted model, not a curated record